AUGAACAAUAAAGGGAAAACCACUACUACUUUUAGCAAGUUGUCUAUUCCGGGUAGUAAACAGCUAUUUUCUUCGUUUUCGUUCUUUUCUCCGAUUGAAGAAAAGACACCUUUUCUCAAGUAUUCACCUGAUGAUACUUAUCAGUCAAGAGCCAUUCCCAAUAUUAUGCCUCACUUAUCAGUACACGAUACUGAGAAUGAUGAGAAUACCAAUAUUACAACAAUAUCGAAAUCUCACUCAGCAACCGAUCUUCGAAUUCCGAAUAAUAAUAAAACAAAUGGAAACCCACGUUCAUCGUCUCAUACAAAUGUACUUAACACUCUCCCUUUAAAUCGUCAUCCGAAUCGAUUAUCAACGAUUCUUUCUGGCGAUAAUAUUAACAAUAAUAACACUAAAGCUUCCACUAUUGCAGCGAUACGUAAAAAUAGUUUACCACCCAUGAUGAAACUAUUUCCAACUCAGGAACCAUCAUUACCACCAUAUUUAACAUUGGCUGAAUUUAAAAGAUUGGAUAAUCAUCCACGAAAGCAAAGAGCAAUAUUAGUAUCCUUACAACGUCAGGAUGAUAAACUAAGAAAAGAUGGGAUCAUAAAAGAGAUGAAUAAAGAUACAUUAAAGGGGAAAAAAGGAAAUGAACGAAAAAUUUCCAAAAUAAAAGAUACAACAAAUCAAAAGAUACAAAUACCAACAAUUAAACGUGGUGGUUCGGGAGUUUCACUUAAAUUUCUUGGAAUAAAAAAAGGGAAAAAAAAGACUGAUUCUGUGUUGCUAAAUAAUUUGGUUUUGGCCAUUCGAGAUCAUAAAACUUCCGAUGCAAUAGCUAUCCUUUCACAUAUACCAAAUAAAUCAUUGAAAAAGAAAAAAAAUCAUGAAGCUAAUAAAGCAUUUUUAUUGGCCAUGACACAUCGAUUAGAAGAUGUUGCUUUGGCUAUGUACGAACGAGGAAUUCCGAGAGAUGUUAAUUCUCCCAUACUUUUCAAAAAAACCAAGAAUACCGAACGUAAUAAUAUGUCGGAAUUGAAACUUCCGAGUUAUUUUAUUUUGGCCGUGAAAUUCGGAUUAUAUAAUCUAGUAAGAAUAAUGUUGAAGCGAGCUAAUAUGAAUCAAACAUGGUUUGGUUUAUCACCUUUGAUAAUAGCUAUUUCUAAAGCGAGUCAAAUGUCUAUGAAGAUUGAUUCUGAAAAAAAAAAUAUAAUAAAACUUUUACUUGAUAAUGGAGCAGAUCCUUCUCAAGGAUUACCAUAUGAACAAUUUAAUACAUUAAGAAAAUUAAAAGCGAAACAUAAUACAAAAAUAUUAAAUGAAUCAUUUGAAACCAGGGAAGUUUUAACAAAAAAAAGAGUAAUUUCUGAUCCAUAUCAAUUUUAUAAUAAUAACAAGAAGAAGGAUGGUGAUGGUAAUUAUUAUAUAAAUUCGAAUACAGGAAAAAUGAUAAAAUCGGUAAAGAAUGAUUGGGUCUUUCCUUUAGAUAUUGCAGCUGUCAAUGGUAAUAUUGAUAUCGUGAAAAUGUUACUUAUAAGAGGGAACACAACUUUACAUCGAGCAGCUCGAUCAGGACAUACUGAAAUGGUGUUUUUAUUGUUAAGAUUAGGAGCGGAUAUUGAUGCAAAGGGUGAAAAUGACUGGACUCCAUUACAUGAAGCUAUCAGUAAAAAACAUCUCGAGCUUUGUCUUAUUUUAAUUGCGGCAGGAGCAAAUGUUAAAUUAAAAAGUAAAUCUGGACAAACUUUUGAUGAAUUAGGGUUGACACGUGGAUUAACGAAGGAAGAUAUUGACCGAUAUACUCCAGAUUCUUCAAAAUUCAUAAAAUUCAUUACUGUUUCUUUUCUUAUAGAAGAUAAUUUGGAAGCUCAAAAAUUAUUGGCAGCUGCCAUUGCUCAUAAUAAUCAAUAUAGGUUUGAUGACGACCAAAAACGAAAGUUAGAAAUGUUAGAAGAUAUUGUUCAACAAUCUCCUUCUAAAGCGAGUCACAAUCUUAAUAUCGCUUCAGUUCCUCAUCCUGAAUUAUCAGCCGAAGAGAAUGAUCAAACUUCAGAUAAUGCAUUGUCAGAGCAACGAACUGAACCACUGAAGAAAAAACCGGGCAGAAAACCAUUAAAUAAUACUCCUAGCUCUAAACGUAAAGCUCAAAAUCGAGCAGCUCAACGUGCAUUUCGAGAACGUAAGGAACGAUACGUCAAAGAACUUGAAACCAAGAUUACCGAACUUGAAUCUUUAUCAGCAAAAAGUGCACAGGAAAAUCAACAACUUAAAACACUUGUUGAACAAUUACAAACAGAAAAUUUUAUAUUGAAACAAACAUCUUUCUCAUUCGAAUUCCCUCUAACAAAAACCGAAAAAUCAACGACCCUUGUUGAUAAGAAUAUUACAGAUCUGAUGUCAUCGUCGUCGUCCUCAUCAUCUGCUUCUUCUCUAACUCAACAACAACAUAAUACUACUACAGAUACUUUAAAAUCUUUAUUGUCAUCAAUUAAUGAUGAUAUACUUGAUCCUUAUACUCCUCCAUCUUCAGGGACAAGUGAUGAAGAACCAAGUUCACCAAAAUCGUCGGAUUCAAUUCAACUAGGAGAAGAAAUAUUUGAUAAAACUAAAGAUUCUUCGACUAAUAAAAUAGUAACGAGUUUACCUUCAACACCUAAAUCAAUCCCUACUACUACUUCCACUCCCAUCACCACGGCUAAUACCACCAAAAAUGUAUUAUCAGAGGUAUUACAAUCAUCUAGCAUAAAUAUAUCACAUUCACCUAAACCUCAAAAUGCCAAAGAAUUUUGUGAAAAGUUUACAAAUGGAAUAUGUCUACAAGAUUCUUCUUUAGAUGGUGGUGAUGGUAGUACCAAUUCAGAUGAAAUUAUUACUACCACAUCUUCAAAUACAACGACCGAUUCAAAUAGAUUAUCAUCAUUUACAGAAUAUCGAGAUCCCACACCAUUUACACCGAAUAUUGAUAAUCCAUUUUCGGAAUCCGCACCAUUGCCACCACUUUUUGAAGAGAAUUUUCAAAAUUUCGGUAGUUUCGCACCAAUGGCCACACCAUUGGAUGAAAGAAAGAAUCCAUUUAAUGGACAACAUUCCAUAAAUUCAUUUGAAGAAAGUAGAAAUAAUCAAAAGUUUUUAUCAUGUAAUAAAGUAUGGGAAAGGAUUCAACAACAUCCGAAAUUUGAUGAUUUAGAAGGAGAUGAAAUUGAUCAACUUUGUAAUGAAUUAAAAUCGAAAGCCAAAUGUUCCGGAAAUGGACCAGUUGUUCCAGAAGAAGAAUUAGAAGCUUGA
Molecule: messenger RNA, 3267 nt
Organism: Diversispora eburnea
Lineage: Eukaryota; Fungi; Glomeromycota; Glomeromycetes; Diversisporales; Diversisporaceae
Source: the annotation of a GenBank genome assembly